AUGAAGUGGUGCAACCUGUUGUGCCACAGGUCCUUCGUGAGAACCAACAGUGCCCCCUAUGGGGCACCUCUGACUGCAGGCAGCUGCCCUCGCCCAAUACACUGCAGACAUCUACCUCGCAAGCUCAUGCAAGAGCUGAGCCCCUCCCAGACUGGACCAGGCAGUCUUCCUGCCUCUGCUGGGCCGGAGCCACUGAAUCAAUCAUCCUGCUCGGGCUCUGAUGGUAUAAUGGAAAACAGCCACACAUCAGAUGCCAUCAAAUAUAUUCCUGCCGAGGAUCCAGUACAAACUAAGAGCCGUGUUGACUGGAGUUGUCUGGGCCUGAUUAACCGUGACCCGAAAAAGAGAUAA
Molecule: messenger RNA, 351 nt
Organism: Menidia menidia (Atlantic silverside)
Lineage: Eukaryota; Metazoa; Chordata; Actinopteri; Atheriniformes; Atherinopsidae
Source: the annotation of a GenBank genome assembly